This is a messenger RNA of Syngnathus typhle (broad-nosed pipefish), 1718 nucleotides long. It is a transcript of the gene m17, whose product is annotated as IL-6 subfamily cytokine M17. Bases 16 to 804 code for a protein of 262 amino acids. Lineage: Eukaryota; Metazoa; Chordata; Actinopteri; Syngnathiformes; Syngnathidae. Gene Ontology annotation, biological process: ciliary neurotrophic factor-mediated signaling pathway; negative regulation of neuron apoptotic process. The record is from RefSeq and is a predicted model, not a curated record. The transcript is spliced from 3 exons. Gene Ontology annotation, molecular function: ciliary neurotrophic factor receptor binding.
ACGUCACUUCCCGACAUGACAAAUAUACCCUUUGCGAGCACUUCUGUAAAAAAACACAAGUUGGCCCAGGCGCGACAUGAAGAGCCGCGAGCCGGAGCGCCGACGCUGACCCCGGGGACCAGCGUGGCAAAAGGGACCAGAGUGACGCUUGGCGCUGCCUGGAGGAGAAUGAUUGACGGACGCCCGCUUUGGACGGCAACACCCGCAACAUUGCUCGCCCUCCUGCUCCUCCUGCUAUCCACCAAUCAGGCGUCCUCGGGCAGAAGUCGCCAGUGCUCCGACUCCCUCCAACGGAUCCUGAAGGUGACCAGGCUGGCGCAGAAGGAAUCCGCCGACCUCAUCAAAACCUACAAAGACUCCCAAGGGGACAUGUCGGACAUCUUCUGCCAGGCGUCCCUCCAGGACGUCCCCGAGCCCUCCAUCUCCGGCCUGGAGCAUUCCGAGCGGCUGGAGAGCCUCCUGGAGCAUCUGCGGGCUUUCCUGCCGCACCUGAAACGCGUCUACGAGCAGCAAGCGGACCUCCAGGCCCCCGGUAGUCCGGUUCUGGUCCAGCUGGGCCACGUGGGCCGACGCGGCCAGGACUUGGGAGCCCUGGUGAGGACCUUCUACCGGAACACCUUCCCCAACCUGCAGGAGCCGGCCGAGGGGCCCGUGGUCCUGGAGCUGCCGGCCCAGAACGUGUUCCAGCAGAAGGUCUACGGCUGCGUGGUGGUCAAGACCUACAAGGAGUUCCUGGGCAACGCGGCUCGGGAGCUCAGGAGCCUCAGGGGCAGAGUGUGCAGAGGUCGGAGGGCAUUCAAGUGACGCCGGAAAGACCUCAGAGGACAGCAGGCCUAUUUAUGAUAUUUAUAUUUAAUAUUUAUGACGCCAACGCUGCAUGGGAAAUUGUUGCACUGGGACGUCGUGGAAAUGGACUCGGGUUGUAGCGCGGAUGUUCGAACGUGGCCCGGCAUCUCAAUAAAAAGAAGAAAAAAACAAAUGGACAUUUUAAGACGGUGAGGAAGAAUCUUUUUUGUGCUGGAGGCGGGCGUCAUGUGUUGCACCCGACCGACGGUGUCCAAAAAGAAAAUCAGGAAGCGUCCGGAGACGUCUGACUUUGUGACGUCACAACGUCUGGCCGCUUCUCGCCGUUAUUUUGGAGCAAUCAGGCGACGAUUCCUCAUGCUUGGCCAUCCCCGAUGUAGGUCAUCCAUUGUUGGCAUGAUGUAAGAGAAGGGGCAGGCCCUUUGAGAUCACAAGCUGUCUGGAAACUGGAAGUAGUCGGUCGGCUGAAUCAAGUUCCCUUUAAUAACAACUGGCUGUUAUUUCAAGAAGCGCAAGCUCAACGGGGCAAAAAGUCACUCUCGGGUUCUCGGAACGGAAAAGGCAAUUGGCGAUUGAUGAUCAACAUGAAACGUAUGUCGAGAGCCAAGUUUUUCGAUUGGACUCAAGCGCCACCACAUGCAUUUCGUGUUUAAUCCAGCAGAGGGCAGCAGACGACAAGUCCUCAUGGCCACUUCCCAAUCGAGUGACCAUUUUGGCGUGCUUCCUUGCAACUCAAUUCCUUUGUCCUUGUUUCCUCGUUUCCUUACCUCCAUCCUUCCUCCCUUCCUGAAAUCAUUUCGACCUACUUUGAUAUUGAUUCGCCACAAUAUUAGGGACGUCUGUGUGAUCUUGUUCAUAUUCUUAUCAUUGCACUUUAUAUUUAAGAGUCAAUAAAAACCAUAUUGGACAAUCAA